UCUAUCUGAGAGCAGUGGUGCAAAGAGAUCCAUGUAUUUUCUGUUCCCAAGCAGCAGUGAGAGCACACCUAUUUGACAUCACAAAGGCAUAGGUGACAAAGACAGAGGCACAGACAUCAUUAUCAUCCAUUCCACAACAGGUGUUAAGAGCAUGAACAUGCAUGAGAGAGAAGUGUAAAGGGAGAGACUCAAAGAGAGGGAAAGACUGAAGGUGAGACGAGGCUGAAAGCAUGACAACGCCUCCUAUACCCCCCAGGAAGUCAUUCUUGGUGAAGUCGUCUACGGUCACCGGGUCCUGUGACCUCCCAUCCUUACAGGAGGAUUCAGAUAACCAAGAGGAAAACGCAUCAACGAAUGAUAGGGACAAUGGAAGCCUAUGGAAUAGCCAGACACCAGGGGCUGCAAUGUCAAGAAGCCAGUCUCCCUUUCGGCCAAACUUUGUGACUGCUAGUGACCGGAGGCCUCAGAUGUCAGAGCCCCAGACCUCCAGUCAGACUGGCUCCCUAACGGACUAUCAGAGUCCCCGUUUGAGCCCCCGUCCUGUUCGCCGCCCUCCAGUUCCUCCCAAGACCCAUGGCACUCUUCUAAGCCCCUCUCCAACUGCAAGCGGCGACUAUAACAAUGUUGAUCGAUCUAAACUUGGAAUGACUGAGAAGGCCUUAGAUGUGUAUGGCAAAAAUAAGCCCUCCCCUCCUCCUCUCCCAAGGCCUGUGAGACCCCCUCGGUCCCCCAUGAUGUCCCGCUCCUCUUCAGAGUAUGAGAGGACUCUACCUGAAAUGCACCUAUUACAACCUCAGGAUUCCAUAGAACGAAAGCACAGUCAAUCCCCUCGCCCUGCUCGACCCCCAGCUCGACCCAAAUCUGAAACCCAGUCCUUGUAUGGGGGCUAUGACGUCAAUAGAUCCCAGAGUCCGAGGCCCUCAAACACAGACAAUAAGAGGUCGCCUCACCCUUCACGGCCCCCACCACGGCCAGGAGGGCCCCCCUCCCACACCCUGUCCCGUUCCCCCUCAGGGAUCGAAACAACGACCACACAACUCCAACCCCUGCUGCAGCCCACCAACGGAAAAGGAGGAUCUCCGCCUGCUCGUCCUCAACUCCCACCCCCACCCUCGUUCACCCCCCCACCACCACCUGUAAAUAAACCACCACUGCCGUAUCGACCUACCACCAUCUUCCACUCAGAGUCAGUCUACAGCGAGGUCAGCGAGGUUCAGGACCAAUUAUCUUAUCUAGAAGUACUGCCUGAUGAGAACACAUUCCAGUUCAACGCAUCUAGCAGCGUUGACAAAACACAGGCAGCACCACAGUUCCAACCUGGUCAACGUUGUCAGAACUAUCAAUUCAAUAAGGAAGCAGAGCAGGAAUUUGAAAAUCUAAUGAGGUGGAUGAAGACAGUUGGAUGCUGGGAAAACAUGCCUCCUUCAUUUCAUGGCCUCAGUCUAGAGGAUGAAACCAGGGAGUUCAGCCAGAGGUGCCUCUAUGUGAAAAAUGGCCUCUGUCUGUUCCACUGCCUGCUAAUGAAGCGUAGCGAUACCCUGCGAGGCCACAUCACAGAGCUCAACGACCUUGCCGAGAAGCUGGACAAAGUGCAGAAGAAAACCAAAACCAUGAGCAUCGCAGGGGGCACCACGGGCGUAAUGGGAGGGGUGGUGGCCGUUGUGGGGAUUGUCCUCGCCCCCAUAACCAUGGGUGCCUCCCUCAUAGGGACGGCAGUUGGGGCGGGCAUGGUGGCUUCGGGUACUGGUAUGGGCAUCAAAGCGACCGUGGACAACAAAAUCAACUCUGUGGACAGAAAGAGGCUGGAGGAGGUGGUACAAAAGUACACAGCUGAGAUAGCAGACGUGGAGUUGUGUCUUUGCUUCAUCCACAGUGGGAUGGCUGAGCUGAGGCGGUAUAACUUCCACAGGCUCCAGCAUGCUGAUCCUGAGGCCCUGCGGAUAGCCAGGGUGGCGGAGGCAGUGCAUCCUGGGUGUAAUAAGUCCCAACAGUUGGGCAUGAAGUCUAAGAUGAUCCUGCAAGGAUUUGCCGGAGACAUGGACCUGUAUUAUACUGACAAGGAUGGCCAGAGGCUGAAAAAGGGCUCUGAGACUAUGUUUGCCACCAGGAUCCGUGGUGUGACCCAAGAGCUACAGGAGGAGCUCAAUGAACUGCACCAAGUGUGGCAGACUUUCUUUCUAGCAGCCAGUAGAUUUUGAGGUGUGUGUCUGCCGUCGUUAUUGCAGUAAAUGUCUGGCAAUUUUUUGGACACAUGCAAGAUAUUGUUUGUUUUUUUUUGGGGGGGGGGGGGGGGGGGGGGGGGGCGUAGGGAGGUGCUCAUUUUUGAAGUGGGCUGCCCUAAUGAAGCCUACAUGAAGCCAGACUUUGCUGACAAAUUGCUGAAAUUUCAGCCCCUGUGAACAGCCUUGGUUAUCAGUGCAAACUUGCAGUACUAAUAUUUGGGAGUCUCAGCCAUGUACAUAGGCUGACAGUAAGUGGCUUUCAGAUUGCAGGCCUGCAUAGGACAAAGGCAAAGCAGCUGUACUGCUCGGUGUCCGCUGUUUUGGGCAGCUUUGCUGUAUGGAUUCAUGUAUGGAUACAGCUUUGCUGUAUGCUGUCAUGCGAUUUGUGGUUUCAAAUAAAGUAUUUAAAAUGUAAGAGUAUGUGUGAAAUGUUUUAUUAUGCAGUGUGUACUGCUGAGAAUAUCCAUGGGACAUUUUAUCUAUAUCCUAUUUGUGAAUGAUCUGAAUAUUA
Molecule: messenger RNA, 2733 nt
Organism: Oncorhynchus mykiss (rainbow trout)
Lineage: Eukaryota; Metazoa; Chordata; Actinopteri; Salmoniformes; Salmonidae
Source: RefSeq, a predicted model, not a curated record